AUGAAUGUGGUAAAUCCCAAACAAUCCAGCAAUGACUUUCCAGAAACGCAGAACAAAUCUACCAACGGACGUUGCGGCUCAAGCCGGACGACAUUUCCCGGCAAGAGAAGCAGCUGGGUUUUCUCGAUGUCCCUUUGGAGCAACACCUCUUAUGAGGGGCCCAGCAAGAACGAAUGGUACGAAGGCGAAGGGAAGUUCACGUUUCCCAAUGGCGUAGUCUAUGUAGGUCAGUUCAGAAAAGGUGAAUUCCAUGGGCAAGGUGCGUUAGUCUACCCAAAUGGGGGCCGCUACCAGGCCACGUGGGAGCGAGGAUACGCAGUGGAGGGCAGGUACGUCUUCAAUGACGGCCUCCUGUAUGAAGACAGGAACUGGCAGUAUGUGUCGCAAGGUGAUCGACGUUUCUACACCGAAGUCAAGGAAGGUCUGAAACCUGCCGGCGAGACACUCUUGACCAAUGAGAAGGUGCCGCCUCCAAUUCCCAAUGGCACUUACGAUUACGGCGCGCCGCGACCCAUGGGCGGCCUCGGCCUCGGCGGCCGGCUGUGCCUGGCCCUCGGCCUUUGGAGCUGUGCGAUGCGAAGCUUCGUGCUGCCCAGGUGCAACGACCGGUUCCCAAAGACCAGGAGGCCGGUGGCGUUGCGCUCCCCGCGUCUGCGGGAUGCCGACGGUGCUGCGGGAUACCGGCGGUGGCAGUGCUUUGCGAAGAUCUACUGCAUCAACCUGGAUGACAGGCCGGAGCGCUGGCAAUUUAUGGAGCGCCAGUUCCAGGACCUGCAGAUGCCGGUGCAACGCUGGAGCGCUGUAGAUGGCAGACGGUUAGACUUCAAAGCCCUUGAAGACUUGGUCUAUGGCGGCGAGCUGAGUGCCGAAGCGGUGCAGCGGCUGUUUCUGCCCAACCAGCAAAAGGUCUUUGGAAUGGACCUCACACCUGGUGCCAUUGGCUGUGCGUUGUCCCAUAUGCAGAUUUGGCUGGAUAUCAUGACGAGACACGGUCAAGGUGAAUUUGAAGGUGAUGAGCGAAGUCAGUUCUUGGUGGUGGAGGACGACUGCGAGUUCGUCCCCUACUUUGAUGAAGAGCAGGUACAACGGCGCUUGGAUGAGGUCCCCCAGGAUUGGCAGCUGGUCUUUUUGGGGGGCGUGGAUGCCAUGGGUCUGCAGCCGCUGCUGCAAAUCUCGCCAGGCGUCAGGCGAGUGUACAACGGAUCUCGUGAAACCACGGCCUAUGUCAUCAACGUUGAAGGCGCCAGAGAGGCGCUGAAAGUGUGCUUCCCAUUGUCUUGGCAGCUGGAUACGAUGUUGACGAUGCAUUCGCAGCUGUGUGAUCCGCCCUUGUGGGUCAGCGAAGACAUGCAGCUUUCCUACACGGUGAAACCAAUGAGUUACAUCCUGUGGCCGCCACUAGCGGUCCAGAACAAGAGGGACUUCCGAACUGACGUCCAAAAGGACGAGCAUCCGGAGUUCCUACACUCCAACAGCUACGAGGUCGCGCCAGAGGUGCUGCGGCAGCCGCCACAACGCCAGGAAUUGGUGGGAGAAGACCUGGAAGCGUUGGAUAGGAGAUAUGCUCUGGUGGGAAGUUGGGAUGACUGGUUGACCUUUCAUCCUUUCCAUUUUUCCGACCCCGUACUAGCUGCAGAGGUGGAUGUGCCGCCCGGCGCGCCUGUGGAGUUUCAAGUGCUGCGGGACAACGAUUGGAACCAACGAUUUUUCCCAGAGGCCGAUGGCAGCAUUCGCUUAGGUGGCAGCCAUGAUGCGCAUGGCAAGAACUGGCAGCAGCAGGUGCCAUUGGGUCCACCCAAGAAACUCCAUGUUGCCUGGGACCCAACGGGCGGAGGCCGCCUGGAGCAUUGCCUGGAAGAGCCCAGUAGCGUGGCCUUGGCGCGGCGCUAUGCCUUGGCUGGGAGCUGGGAUGGGUGGACGUCCCACACAGCCUUCGUGCACUCGGAGGAACAGUUGGGUACCUACGUGGCAGCAGUGGAAGUUCCAAGCAGCUUGGAGAUCCAGUUCCAGGUGGUCUGUCUGGGUGGCGAGUUCGAUGAACGGAUCUUUCCCUCGGAGACGGGGGAGAUCUUGGGACCCAGCGGAGAUUCCUUUGGUCGCAAUUGGCGCUUACCAGCGCCCACGCAGCCGCAGAUGCUUUGGGUGUACUGGAGCCCUGUUGGCAAACGGCGACUCUCCGUCUUUCUGGAUCAUGUUGGCGCCACUUGA
Messenger RNA from Cladocopium goreaui, 2208 nucleotides. Lineage: Eukaryota; Dinophyceae; Suessiales; Symbiodiniaceae. The record is from the annotation of a GenBank genome assembly.